GGUGAGGGAAGGAAGAGAGUAACGGGUUGGAGUGGGCGAAAAUUUGGUUUUGUAAAGAGAAGAAGAGGGAAGCAGGAGUGGAGACAACGCUGUGUGUGUUUUGUUUUUUUUACGUGUGUGUGUGUUUGCAGCUAACAUGUGCUCUGGUUGGGUGGUGCUCUUCUUCUGUCUCUCCCACACAGAGCUGGGUAAAGUUUGGGGUCAACAGCAGGCAGACGUCAUGUACGGUGUGGCCUCAGAGCAGCCGUUUGGUACUGAAGAUAAAGGUCAGAGAUCAUCUUCUGGCAGGAUAAGCAGGGCAGUUCAGGAUGGAGGAGUCACAAUCAGCACGCUGCUGGACAACAUGACACGCGUGGUGGAUUCUAACAAGUACUAUACAUGGAGAGGUUUCGGCCCAAAGGACUGGCGCGCGCAGGACCUGUGGUUUGACAUGACCGAUGUCCAGCAUGGCCAAGUUCGAGUCCACAACAUUUUGUCCAAUUCAUACCAACAAGCUGUGAGGGUUGCGUUGUCCUUUGACUUUCCUUUUUAUGGAGAUUACCUGAGGCAGAUCGUCAUAGCAACAGGAGGAUUCAUCUUCACGGGGGACGUGACUCACCGAAUGCUGACCAUCACACAGUACAUCGCCCCUCUGAUGGCUGAUUUUGACCCCAGCCUCUCCAAACAAUCCACUGUGCAGUACCUGGAUAAUGGAGAAGUCUUUGUGGUCCAGUGGGAGCAGGUCAGACUUCCUGGCAAAGAGUCAAAGGGUGCUUUUACAUUUCAGGCUGCGCUGCAUAAAACAGGAAGAAUCACAUUCAGCUACCAAGAAAUACCUCUGCCUCUAGACGCGAUCGGGUCAGCUGAACAUCCUGUGAAGGUCGGCUUGUCAGACGCCUUCAUGAUUGCGUCGUCUUCUCCUCGGUCACCAGAGGCAGCUCAGAGGACAAUCUAUGAAUACCAUCGAAUUGAGGUAGACAUGAAAAGGAUCAGCAGUAAGUCUGCUAUAGAGCUGACACCACUGCCCACCUGCCUGCAACACGACAGCUGUGAGCUCUGCCUCUCCUCCAACCUCACCUCUGGUUGCACCUGGUGCAACGUUCUCCAGAGGUGUUCUGAUGGAGUGGACCGACACAGGCAGGAAUGGCUGGAUUAUUCCUGCUCGGAGGAGAGCAAAGAUGCAACCUGUGAGGAUUACUACAGGGGCGAUGACUUCACUGGUUCCUCUGUUGCACCAGAGGCAGAAGACGCGACGUCUGGCUGGGAAGGCUGGGAACGUGGUGGUGAGGACAGAGAUGACACUAAACGUCGCACAGUCAAGCACGGCAGUGAUGUGAAAUCAGGGUCUUCAGUCAAGAAUAAAGGAUGGUCUAACACGGCAGUGAUCUCUGGUGUCGCUGCUGCUCUGGUGUUCCUGGCUCUGAUCCUUGCAGCUCUUUGUGUCCACUGUCAUCCCACUGCAGGACCACUUCACCUCAUCCACUUUCAGAAGCAGCAGCCUGGUUACACAGAGGUGGAAGGAGAAGGUCACGACAAAUACAGCAUUGUUGAAGCCGGGUCUUGCUGAAGAAAGGAAACUCAGAAGAGCAACAGAUGUUUAUCCAAGUGUAUAAUAUGUGACAGGAAUAAGAUUAUAGUUGUACAUUAAUAACGGUUUUAGAGACCAUUCCAAAAAGAUAUAGUUUGUUGGAAAAGUUUGGAUACUGAGUACGUGGGCGUUUUAUGACAGAAAUGGACAACUCUGUGUUCAACAUUUGUUAUUUUUCUGCUGACAGUCCUACAAAAAUGCACGGUGUGUCCUUUUGCUACAUAAAGACAUCAAAUUCUGGUUUCUCUUGCUUGUUGAAAUAACUAGAAGAAAGCACAGCAAUAAUAAAACACUUAAUAAUGAAAACAUUAAAUUACAAUUAGAUGAAAAACAAAAUUCUUCAAGUUCACAAAACACAUAUAAAAGCUUUAAAAUUGGUGAAAUUUCACUAAAAAUAUAAUGGCAACAGUGAAAAUGACAGAAACAUUGAGAUUUAUUUUAAGUUGUAGUUUUGCCUUAAAUAUUUUUCCCAGUGUUGUGAUGUAUUCUGUUCAAAAAGGCUUCCAAGUUGCAAAAUACUUGUUUUCAGUUUUGAAAAUUAUUGGUGACACUUUGAAAUAAGGGUCCCUUUAUUAACGUUAAGCAUUAAUAAAUAUUAAAUAGAUUAUUAACAACUGCGUAAUGUUUAUGCAUUACUAAGCCCAGUCAUUCUCCUGACCUGGAACCUGGAGCCGCACUGCUAACUGUCUUUAUGCCAGUUUGCUAACAUCUGUGUUUACAGAAGCAGGUGUCUGUAGAGCUGACUCGCACCUUUCAGUGGAAGCAUACAGCUGUGCUUUGUCAUGCAGUAGUCCCAAGUCUAAAAUGGUGGCUGUGAUCCCUAUUACAAGUUAAUUUCAUUUGCGCUCAGCAGGAAUGGGAUUACCACAGAUCACAGCAUGCCCUAUAGCAGUGGUUCCCAACCUUUUUCCCAAGGGACCCCGUUUUUUACCAGUAAAAUUUUUGACGACCCCCUCCCAUUCUCUCUUCCAGUACAAACAGUAUUAAGAAAUGAUAAAAUUGUUCAAGCACAUUUUAAUAUGCUUUGAUUCAAUAGAUAACAGUAAUAGUAGCCUCCAGUACAGAACAAAGUCAUUAAAAAACCAAACAGAGCAUACUGUGCUUGACAGUUUGUAUUACUUUUCUGAACACAUUGUUUCUUGUAAACACUGAUAAAUCAAUCAUUCCUUUCAAUAAACGUUUGACACAUUAAAAAAUACACUGAGCAAAAUGUACUUAAAUGUGUAUAUUACUGUUUAUACUAGAUUAUUUAGUGUAAAGGCUGUGAUUAAUCAACCAGUCCUAUCUUUAAUGAACUUUUGACACUUGAAAAUAAAACAGUGAGCUGAGAAAAAUGUU
Messenger RNA from Nothobranchius furzeri (turquoise killifish), 2905 nucleotides. RefSeq names its product plexin domain-containing protein 1. The record is from RefSeq and is a predicted model, not a curated record. NCBI's taxonomy places the organism in Eukaryota, Metazoa, Chordata, Actinopteri, Cyprinodontiformes, Nothobranchiidae.